Molecule: messenger RNA, 2135 nt
Organism: Dipodomys ordii (Ord's kangaroo rat)
Lineage: Eukaryota; Metazoa; Chordata; Mammalia; Rodentia; Heteromyidae
Gene: Prrx1
Product: paired related homeobox 1
Exons: 4
Coding region: 1-699 (232 amino acids)
Biological process (GO): regulation of DNA-templated transcription
Molecular function (GO): DNA binding; DNA-binding transcription factor activity, RNA polymerase II-specific
Source: RefSeq, a predicted model, not a curated record
AUGCUGGCAGGAAUCGGUCUCGGCCGCCGAGAGCAUGGCCGUGAGUUGGAGAUCCGUCCCGUGUCCUCGGCGGGGCCAUCUCCUCUCACAGCUGUGCGCUUGCACUCCCGUGUGGAGGAUGACCAGGAGGAAGCUGACAUGGGGGUGUUCACUGGGAUCUCUGAAGUGAAUGGGGCUCCUGACCAUCACAUUUAUAUUGUAGAUGAUCAGCUGAACUCAGAGGAAAAGAAGAAGAGAAAGCAGCGGAGAAACAGGACCACCUUCAACAGCAGCCAGCUGCAGGCUCUGGAGCGCGUCUUCGAGCGGACACACUACCCGGAUGCGUUUGUGCGGGAAGACCUCGCCCGCCGGGUCAACCUGACUGAGGCCAGAGUGCAGGUGUGGUUUCAGAACCGAAGAGCCAAGUUCCGCAGGAAUGAGCGAGCCAUGCUGGCCAAUAAGAAUGCUUCUCUCCUCAAGUCCUACUCAGGAGACGUGACGGCCGUGGAGCAGCCCAUCGUGCCCCGCCCCGCUCCCCGGCCCACGGAUUACCUCUCGUGGGGGACAGCCUCUCCGUACAGCGCCAUGGCUACUUACUCUGCCACAUGUGCCAACAAUAGCCCUGCACAGGGCAUCAACAUGGCCAACAGCAUUGCCAACCUGAGACUGAAGGCCAAGGAAUAUAGUUUACAGAGGAACCAAGUGUCAACAGUCAACUGAGGAAAACACAAUGAUUUAACAGGCCUAAGAAGAGAGCACAAACCAUGAGACACCUGUCCUGCUCUGUCAUUUCUUCAUCCGCUGGAGGAAAACAAGUAUAAACAAACAAAAGACAGAACUAAAAUAUUGGGACCAUGGCAGAGAAAAGCAGGAGAGGAACAAAAAUGAAAAUUAGUUAACAAAUGUACCUCUUCUCUCUGGAACACUACCACCAUUUGUUUCUCUGUGUGUUUAUUUCAUUUUUUCUUUCUAUUUAUGCUUUGCUUCAUAUACUCCAAGCUUCAUCAGUUAGGUCUAGCCCACCCACUCUCAUAAUUUGUAUGAGGUUUAAAACAAUGUGCAGUAGCCAAAGAAAUCCUAUAUAUGCAUAUAGCCAUAUUCAAAGCGAUUAACCUGUAAUUUCUCAUCAACCUGUUUGACCUCAGUGCCUUACUCCAUCAUCUUCCCAGUUCCCCCUCAGAAUGUUGGAAAAGCCAAAGUCUUUCUGAAGAAUCUAUGCCGGACAUGAUUGUCUUUCUCGUGGUCUCCACGUCUGUGGGUUAUGAGAAGGUUUUCCAAUCAGCUACUAGAAAAAAUAAUUGUGGACAAGUUCUGAUCAUUGGCCUAUUAUUGGAUUGACUGAUCAACCUAAUUGGCUCAAUCUGGCUAAUUCUAAGCUGUAAACUCUACAUCUCGACCACAGAGUUAAGCUCUAAGCUGUAGAUAUACUUCACACCUUCCUGCAAACAAUCAGCAGUCUGACGUGAAAAGACGUUGGUUGUCUUUCAAGGAUUUGCUGUUAAGGGCUAUUUGAUGGAGAAAAUACUUUUUUUUUUCACUUGAGAGGGACAGAAAAUUCUUCAGGAAAAUGAAGACUGAAUUGUGAGAUGCAUGGCCUACAUCUCUUUGGUGCCUUCAGUGUAGUCAGACGCACAUUUAUAUAUAUACUGUAUAUAUUUAUAUAUUUUAUAUAUAUAAUAUUGCAAGCUGGGGUUUGCAGUUUCUCAAACAUAGCAAAAAAGCAAAGCUCACACUUCCCUGUCCCCACUGCCACAGCGGUGGGACAUUAAUUAGGCAUCUUGCUUGUUUUCUUUUUCUACACAAAUGUUCUCAGUAAGGUGGUAGAGCAGUUGGCAAGGGUGUUGUUUGAGAAUUAGGACUCCUCACCUUAGAGAUUUCAGUCAUUAGAAGUUAUUUCUGACUAUUAAAAUGUCCUGGAGGUUGGUGUCAGAACGCUGAUGAAAUGCUGAUCCAUUCCGACCUGGCCAGGGAAUUCCACUUAAGAGGAGGAAAAGAUGUCCAGUUGUCUGCUCUUUCUCCACUCCCUGGAACUGUAACAGACAAAACAUACUAAACAUGUUCAAGUGAGUACUUAACAGUUGGCUUUAAUUCCCAACAUUUUAAAUACAAUUGUGGACACACACACACACAUACACACACGCACGUGCGCACACACA